AUGACUUCGUACGACUACAUCAUUGUAGGCGGCGGUGUCGCCGGGCUCACGCUCGCAGCCCGACUAUCCAAGCUCCUUCCGCCGUCUAGCGAGAAGAAGAUCCUCGUGCUUGAAGCUGGCACCGACCCAUCUCAGACAGAAAGCAUCCUCUCAUCCGUGUACGCCCACGAGGCCCGAGAGUCCGAGCACAGUUGCAUCCUGGAGAUCGCUCCGAACUCUCACCUGAACAACCGCGCUGUGCGCGUGCCGGUUGGCAAAGCCAUCGGCGGGUCCGCGGCCAUCAACGGCGGAGCAUGGACACGAGGCCCCAAGUCGGACUACGACUACUGGGCCAAACUUGUCGCCGACGACGCCUGGUCGUAUGACAAACUCCUCCCGUACUUCAGAAUGACGGAGCAGGUCUUCACCGGCGAAGGUGAGGGCAAAAUGGACCGCGACGAGCUGCACCACGGCUAUGACGGGCCCUUGACCGCCACGCCCGUCCGAGCGAACUGGCCGAAGCGCAAGUAUCCUCUCCGCGAGACCGUCCAGAAGGCAUGGGAGGAAGCAGGCGUCAGGUACAUUGCCGACGGGAACAAGGGCGAUCAGAACGGCCUGACUGAAAUGGUCGAGGUCUGGCUGCAAGGCGCGCGUCAAUUGCCCGGUAAAUUCUACGACCUUUCUCAUGUUGAGAUUCGAAAGCGGUGUCAUGUCCAGCGUGUCACUUUUGAUGAUAAGUCUGGAGAGGUAGUCGCCAAUGGCGUCGACCUUGUCGGAGGCGAGCAUAUCGUUGCGAACAAGGAGGUCGUCAUCUCUGCCGGAGUCUAUCACAGUCCACAAAUUCUCAUGCUUUCAGGAAUCGGCGAUCCUGCAAUGUUGGAAGAGUAUGGCAUUCGGAUGGUGGCCGUGAAUGUCGAAGUCGGGAAGAAUCUCAAGGACCAUCUGGGUCUUGGAUUGACAUGGAAGCUCAAGCACCCCGAGAAAGGUCUCGCGCUGGGCUCGCCGCUGCUGAUGGAUCCGUCGUACUUCGCUGGCUGGCCCAUGGACUUUAUCGAGUUCAGCUCGCUGAACGAGCUUUCCACACUUCAGCCGCUUAUCGAGGAUCCUGCAGAUCGCGAAUUCUUGCUCCGGCAGGGUGCUUCACACAUGGAACUGGUUCCACUAUAUGUCCCCUUGGGCAGUAGGUUGGCGGGAAUCGAUGCUGCCAUCGACGGUAGUCACAUCACCACCUUGUGCGUCUGUCUGGCUACCACAUCCAGGGGAUCUGUGACAAUUAAAUCGGCCAACGCCGAGGAGCCUCCAGUCAUUGACGUCAACUCCAACGCAACCAAGUCGGACCGAUAUAUCCUUCGUGAAGCUUUGCGAAAAAUGUCAAGCAUCCUGCUUGAGACUGAAACGGGCAAAUCCUUCAUAUCUCAUGAGGUCACUCCCGAAGGCUAUGUGCCCAUUACGAAGGAGACGCCGGAUGAAGAGAUAGACAAACGAAUCCGGAACUUUGGAGUGAGUAUCGAUCAUCCGAUGGGUUCAUGCUCGAUGGGUACGGUGGUCGAUAGCCAUUGUCGUGUGGCAGGUGUGAAAGGGCUGAGGGUAGUCGACGCAUCCGUCUUCCCGAUUCCGCUUGCUUGCCAUAUCCAGGCAGCUGUUUAUGUUCUUGGCGAGAGAGUCGCAGAGUGGGUGGCAUGGGGUGAAUAG
Messenger RNA from Exophiala xenobiotica, 1671 nucleotides. RefSeq lists its product as uncharacterized. The record is from RefSeq and is a predicted model, not a curated record. The coding region runs from base 1 to 1671 and encodes 556 amino acids. Gene Ontology annotation, molecular function: flavin adenine dinucleotide binding; oxidoreductase activity, acting on CH-OH group of donors. Lineage: Eukaryota; Fungi; Ascomycota; Eurotiomycetes; Chaetothyriales; Herpotrichiellaceae. The transcript has a single exon.